This is a messenger RNA of Andrographis paniculata, 2711 nucleotides long. RefSeq names its product cation/calcium exchanger 4-like. Lineage: Eukaryota; Viridiplantae; Streptophyta; Magnoliopsida; Lamiales; Acanthaceae. The record is from RefSeq and is a predicted model, not a curated record. Gene Ontology annotation, molecular function: monoatomic cation transmembrane transporter activity. Gene Ontology annotation, biological process: transmembrane transport; monoatomic cation transport. The transcript has a single exon. Gene Ontology annotation, cellular component: membrane. Bases 493 to 2454 code for a protein of 653 amino acids.
CAACAAACUAAAAUUCCCACCGCGGUGAGGGAAUAGGCGUCGAUCUCCAACCCCAACCCCAACCCCAAAUCCAGUUGUUCUCCUUCCUCUUCUUCCCCGAAUCCAAUUUCAUCGCCGCCGACGCUUUUCUUUUUUAUUUUCUUCUCCAAAUCCGAUUGCCGACGCUCUCCUUCCUCUUCUUCCCCAAUCCAAUUUCAUCACCGCCGACGUCCUCCUUCCUCUUCUUCUCUAAGCAUAGCGACUGCCGGCCUGCCUCCACCAUCCUAGGGUUUGCGGGAGAAGGUUUGCUGAUGAGGGAAUUGGAAUGAAGUUUGGUGAUGAGGGAAUUGACGAAGGGUUUUUUCAGAAAGCCACUGUAAAAUAAUUUUACGCCCAUAGUGGAAAACAUCAAUCGACACGCUGGCUUCGGUUGACACAUCGGCGGCAAGGGCUCAAUUGAGGCAAGAGCCAUUGUUAGUGCUCUUAGGGCUCGGUCCGCGUUUCGCUACUGGCAUGAGGGACGGGAAUGGAAGGCAACUUAAUUUAGUUCAAGGUAAAGGACAUGGUCGAAUUCGAGAGAUUUUUAAUGGAUUGUGUACUCUAAUUUUACUUCUCCUUCUCCUGUAUUACAACCAUGGGAAUUCCGUAUCGGUAUCGGAUCGAAUUUUAGGGUUUCGGUCAUCGAUCCCUAAACCGAGCUUAGAUAAGGGGUUUUCAGGUAUUAGAAGGGAAAUAAUGGAGCUUAGCUCUCAGUCUUCAAUUAAUCUAAAUUCAUCCGAUUCUAAUUCUAUGGAUGUGGAAGACUCUAUACUUUGUUCGGGGUUGCAUGAUCACAAGGGAUACGAUAGUAGCUGUGAGCUCUUGAAAGCACGCCCUCAGUGUAAAUCACAAGGAUUUUUGGAAUACCUUAAGUUCUACUAUUGUGACUGCCAUGAGAGUGGAUGGACUUUUUUGGUAUUGGGUGUCUGGCUUGCUGCAUUGUUCUAUCUAUUAGGCAAUACGGCUGCCGAUUAUUUCUGUAUUUCUUUGGAGAAGCUUUCGAGUCUGUUGAAGCUCUCUCCAACUGUUGCUGGAGUCACUCUGCUUCCUCUUGGGAAUGGUGCUCCUGAUGUAUUUGCUAGUAUUGCGGCUUUUGUAGGGACUGGAGCCGGGGAGGUUGGGCUCAACAGUGUGCUCGGAGGAGCAGUUUUUGUUACUUGCAUCGUUGUCGGGGCUGUUUCACUUUGUGUUGCGCAACAGGACGUCCGGAUUGAUAACAAGUGUUUUGUAAGGGAUAUUUUGUUUUUCAUCUUUACACUUAUGGCCCUUUCAUUGAUCUUGUUUGUUGGUAAAGUGACUGUGUGGGCUGCUACUGCUUUUGUAUCGAUUUAUGUAGUGUAUGCCUUUGUCGUUGCUGCUAAUGAACUGUUGAGGACCCAUACCCAAAGGCUGAAAUUGGAUGCCUUUACUCCAUUGCUUCCAGUUGCAGGAAGUCUGUUUUCCAUGGGAAAUCAAGAGGAUGAGCCCAUGUUUAGCUCAUUGCUUGAGGUUGAAACCGAGAGUAAUGCGCAGUCACAUGCUUCGUUGCCGCAGUGGAUGUGGGCUACUAAUGUGGCAAUAUACUCCAACCAAGCGACACUGAUCAAUGACGGAGACAAGAAUCUGUGGGGAUGGAAUGAGGAAGAUACGGAAGCACAUCGGCCAUUGUUUUCAUUUUCAAAGCUAUGUUCUCUCAUGCACUUGCCGUUAACAGUUCCAAGGCGACUCACUAUUCCCUUAGUAGACGAAGAGAACUGGUCUAAGGUAUAUGCUGUUGGCUGUGCCUUAUGUGCACCAAUUCUUCUUGCAUUUCUAUGGAAUACUCAAAACGAUAUCAGUUCUCAGAGCCGGAUAAUUGCAUAUCUAGUUGGUGUUUCAGUUGGUUGCAUGCUCUGUAUUCUUGCAUACAAGCACACUAGGCCUGAGCACCCUCCUAACAAAUUCUUGCUCCCUUGGGUUUUAGGAGGGUUUUUGAUGAGCAUUGUUUGGUUCUACAUGAUAGCUAACGAGCUCGUGGCUCUGCUUGUUGCAUUUGGUUUGAUUAUUGGUGUCAACCCUUCAAUCCUCGGGCUGACGGUGUUGGCUUGGGGAAACUCAAUGGGAGACUUGGUUUCAAAUGUUGCAUUGGCAAUGAAUGGCGGGGAUGGUGUGCAGAUUGCCAUGUCUGGAUGCUAUGCAGGUCCCAUGUUCAACACAGUCAUCGGAUUGGGUGUCUCGAUGCUGCUUAGGGCCUGGUCUGAGAAAUCUGGUUCUUUUACAGUCCCACGAGAUGUAAGCUUGUAUUACACACUAGCAUUUCUCAUGACAGGACUCACUUGGGCAUUGGUGGUUUUGCCCCGAAAUCAUAUGCGUCCCAGCAAGAUGCUCGGGGCAGGCCUCAUCGCCAUAUAUCUGGUAUUUCUGUGUUUUCGGCUGGGAUCGGCUACUGGUUUCUUUCCUAUGGCUGGGCUUAAUUGAUUUCAUUAGGCAGCUGGUGUAAGAUUCUUGAUCUUCGGGGAUAACAUUGCAUGCAUGAAUGAUUCUUGCAGGAGAGAAAUUUCUUGUGUACUGUAUAUUGCUUUAGUGCAAAACCUUAUGUGAUCUUGUUGUGCAUAUGAAAAAGGUAACUUUUAAAGAUCAAAGUAGUUUCUUUGUUUAACAGUGUACAGAAAAUCACUCAGAUUUUUACCAAUAUUAAUUAAAGGAGGGAAUUAGGGUUUGGCAAGUUGGCAUGU